AGUCCCCACUGCACACGCAUGACCGGCGCACUACGGCUGCAGCGCGUGCGACACGAAUAUUCGUUUCUAAAUUCCGCCCGUCGAUUUCGGUUCCGCGCGACCGUGUGACCUCACCUUAACGCAUACCCGUCAAUUUCGUUUACGCACUACAGUUCCGACAUGUGAUUUGCGAAAUUCGCAUCCGUUCUUUAAUUAGUCUAGCUGUUGAUUGAUUUAUCGGCGCGUUGUGUUUUUUUUUUUUUAAUAUGCCACCUGCCUUACCCAGUGCAUUAUAAGUUCCUGAUUUCGGUUUGAUAUUCAUUCCCAUUUUUCACGAUCGCAUUGAAUUUCAAAUAUAUCUUUAUAAACGUUGGUGUUUUUAUUUGUGAGACUAUUUCCCGUUGUGUGUUCGAUGGUGUUGUUUGUUGGUGGCUGCAUUGUGAAACAGUUAUGGGCAGAAAACUGAGCAUAUUCACCACAAGACUGGCUGCGUUGCUGGUACUCCAUGCUGCUGGGGCAGGGUAUGCGUCACCAACCGUCCUGGUGACGAGGCCAGAAUCCAGGCACGUGGAAUGGCUGCCGACGGACAACCAAACUGUUUAUAGAUUAAAAGAGGGGGAGACGAGGAGUUUGGAGUUGAAUACGUCUUCGAUAUCACAAGCCAUUGUGUUCAUCACGAUCAGCCCUUGUACAAAGGAUUUCCAAUGGGCUCUAUAUUAUGGAAAAGCUGGCACUGCUAAUGGACACCUCAGUUUACAGAAAGAAAACAGCAAUGGAGACAUGAGUACAUUUUCUCUACUAAUUUCCUCGUACGACAAAUAUGUUCUACAGUUGUCGUCCGCAAAAGGCGGCGCAUGCGUGGUGAGCGCGCGGGGCGAGGCGCCGAGGCAAGUGCGUUUGAGACUUCGAGUCCGGUCAAGGCGCAGGCUGGCGGCAAACUGGGAUCCCAGUCCAAUAGACCCCAACGACACAUCAUACUGCGUCGUCGCAUCGCAUAGAAAGAAUUACACUUCACUCUGUGCUGCCCAGCAUGAUAUAAAGACAAGUCGUCUGGAGAAGUCCAAUACAGGGUUGAGCCAGAAGGUAGAACAUCCAGAAAAUGCCAACAUUUCCACAGAAGACAACAAGAUAGACAUGGAAGAUACUUUUAAUAUGUAUGAGGGAUAUUUCAAGAGCGUUUACAGGAGAAAGAAAUUUGGUCGCAGUACAAAAGUAACUACCGAUGAAGAUCCAGUCAUAGCGUGUGUUGGUGAACGAACACAUCACUUGAUCGAAAACUUGGAUCCUAGUACGAUGUACUACGUCAGCGUUUUCGGUGUAGCUAGAGAUCGUCGAUCUGGUUCCCUAUUGGCGACCGGCAGCGUGCGUCCGCGCACAUCUACAGCAAAACGUCUUCGGGAAAACAUGCCCAAUAAAUCAGAUGUUCGAGGGAAGAGCGUUUAUUAUUUUAAAGCUACGAUUGGAGCUGGCGGUGGUUUAUGGCUGACAGUGACGACCUGCGGAGGCUCGGUUGAUGUUGAAGUUUUAGUGAGAGGGAAAAGACUGUAUUUAGCCAAAAAUAUUGAUCCGCAUGCGAAAUUCUUCGUCGCCGCCCCAAUGAUGACAUCCUCAAUUCAAGAAACGAGCGAUGAAGGCUCCGUACAAUUUGAUUCGAGCUCCGAAGAAACCAGGAUGAGAUACGUUAUCAAAGUGGUUCCCAGUAGAUGGGACAGAGAUGGUGCUGUCAAUGUAGAGGUAACAGCAUCAACGACGAGAUGGGGAAUUAACACGCCCGAAUUGCUCGGCGACGGAGCGAUUGUGAGAGAGUUGAGACCUCGAAGAUCUUGCAAAUCAGUCGACAUAGCGUUCUUGCCUGCCACACACAAUGCUACUGAGGUUAUAAGAUAUUGUACAACAGUCCGAGAAACUAUGUUCGGAGAAGCCUUCCCUUGCUUAUCGCUGAAGAAAGUAUCAUCAAAGAUACAAUGUUUGAACCAAACGCAAAGGACUGCUGCAAGAGUAAUUGUACAGAAGAUUGGCGGUUUAAAAGCGGGAAGAAAAUAUGCGAUACAAGUAACAGCAACCAGUAAAGGCAGUCUCGUUCCGUACAAUGUUUUGUACGUUGAUACGAACAUGUCAUGCAAAGACAAUUAAUGGGUUUGGCUUGGCAAUGAGCCUGUAAUUAGUAUGAAGGGAUUUUAAAAUAAAAUUAAAUUGAAACAACCACAGCGAAAGCCCUUUUCAAUCUAUUAAAAUUGUUAAUGUGUCGUGAGGAUGCUAUAAUGCCGACAGCAAUUUAUCCGAAAUGCUAAUUAAAUCGGUUAUUAAUAUAUAAGCGAUUGUUAAUUUAAUAAGAUCGUGCAGUAAUUCAAAAAAUGUCUGAUUAGCAGAUUUUGGAUUUUGUAAAUAAAGUCGUAAAUCGUAGGCGUCAAUAUUUUCAUUAAACCAACUAGAUGCUUAUUUUGUUCAGAUUGUCCAAAAUUGACGAAUAAAAAAACUACAAUAAGUAUGAAUUUUCUUACUAACUGAAAAUAAUGUACUUAAUGUAAUAAAUAUAAUUUAAUUUUAUAUAGGGGUUCAAACGCACCCUUGAACGUUCACAGAAUCUUGUAUUGUGAGAAUAAAAUAUAUAAAGUGAUUUACUUUAUAUAAUUUUACUAGCAGUCUAACUAAAUAGGUAGUUUUGAUUUACAACACGCAAGGGGUAUGCAAAGGCGCAACCAGGGCACCCACUUUUCACCAAGUGUGUUGCGUCCCUUAAUGUGAUAGUGGGCGAGCCCAUCCCCAUAUCGGGCACAAUUCCAGACUCUGGGCUUAUACUGAGCAGAAAACCCAAAUAUCAUUUUGCCCGGCCCGGGAUUCGAACCUAGGACCUCAGCACGCUGCAGUACUGCGCAUGCAUUACAAUUUACAACUGCAGCACCGAAGCAGUUCCUUUUGAUUUACGAUCACAAAAAAUAUUUAAUUUCAUUUGUUUUACAUGAUCUUUUGUACCCUUCAUACAAGUUACAUGAGUGGUUCAUUAAUACAGACAUAGAGAAAUAAACAGAGCUCACGGCUCAUACAUUUUUAUAAAAAAAAAAUGUAUACCUACUCCUAUAGAAAAUAUAGCUCAAAUUAAAUCUAUGUACUAAUUUGGCCUAGAAAGUUAAGAUUAAUUUUUCGAUUCUUGUUUGAUUUUGUAAAUAAAAACACAUAAUUAUGCGAGCGAAGUUCCAUUUAUUUUAAUAUUUUGAUAAGACUGUAUACUACAGUAACACACAUAGAAACACUCUCCAGUGUUGCCAAUAUAACACUGUAUUGCAGCAUUAAGCCCAUUUUCUCUAUGACUGUAACAAAUAUGCUUUUGGUAACAGUAUUAGUAGUUUUUUAUACAAUAUGUAAUCAUAAGUGUAUUGGUAAAUGUGGGAAUAAAUAUACGCUAUAAGUUAUAGUGGAUAGUCAUAAUUUAAGUAUAGAAAAUGAUAUUCCUAAAACGUUAAAAAAAUUGUAAAUACGUUUGCCCAGUUUUUAUAUUUAAUGGUAGGUAAUGUGUAAUGUUUUUAUAUUAAUUAAGUAAGAUAUUGUAGGUUGUACUAUUGUGGCAUUUAUUUAAGAUGUGGAAACGUACUACCUAUAAUUAAGUUCCUAUUAAUUGAUGUAAAUAGAUUGUAUUGUGUCUAUAAAUAAAUUGUAUCAUUUUUCUGUUA
This is a messenger RNA of Manduca sexta (tobacco hornworm), 3647 nucleotides long. RefSeq lists its product as uncharacterized. The transcript has 13 exons. Gene Ontology annotation, molecular function: protein binding. The coding region runs from base 430 to 2112 and encodes 560 amino acids. The record is from RefSeq and is a predicted model, not a curated record. Lineage: Eukaryota; Metazoa; Arthropoda; Insecta; Lepidoptera; Sphingidae.